CCUAUUAAUAGGCCUUGAGUCCUUGACAACGAGAUUCAGCCUUCGUUAAAAUAGUAAACGAUCACGGCUGAUCAUUGACAAGACAACAAAACCACUAAUUCUAAAUGGUUAGGUUUUUAAUUUCCUUAAAAAGUAUGCGUUUUAUUUAUUUUUUAAUCUACGCAAAUAAUAGUAAUAGUAAUGAUAAAUCGGCUCCAGGUUAAUCACACGUCUAAUCGUGUAGUCUACACUACAGGUCUACAGUGUAGUCUCUACUGUAGUUGUAGUAAUACACUACCUUUAAAAUUAAAACGGAGAAGUAGAAGGCAAAGUAGCCACACUGACUAUGAUUUUUGAUAGUGCCACACUGACUAUGAUUUUUGAUAGUAUGCAUGCAUAACUCAGUACCUGAGAAAAUUGUAAAUAUAAGGUACCUUAUGACUUAUGAAUUUUUCACCCCCGGUAUCACAUUUUACAAUACACGUGACAUGUUGAUGUAGCCUGCAUACAUAAAUAGUAAAUAACAUUAAGUUAUAUAAUUAUAAUAUUAAUAUAUAAUACAUGCAUUGAUAAAUUUAGUCUGUUUUCUAAGUAAGUUUAAGAAAAAGAAAACUCUUAGAUUCAAACCGGGAGAUCGAGUCAGGGAUUUUUUAUUUUUGAAUCCAUAGUCAAUGAUAGUGGGCUUUAUUUAUUUAUUACAUUUCCCAAAUCUAAAAUCUUUUCAACAUUCUACCUCUAUUAACUGAAAUCUGAAAGGUUAAGAAUUCCUGGAAUUGGAGAUGAUUCAAUCCCUUGGCCCUUAUUUAUGAAAUUUAUAGCCUUUAUGACAAUCUGCUGCUUACCAUUACCAUAAAUCUUUUUGGGUAGCUAUGCAAUUAUGUUUCAUCAUUUUGGGAGGCAAUUGUACUGUUUUCGAUUAAUUUUAUAAGUCAAUCUUCUUUUAAACUUGACAUAUCAUCAGCGGGGAACCACUUCUAUUAAUUUUAUAAGUCUAUCUUCUUUACCUAUCAGCCUAUCAUCACUGGGGUACCAUCAGUAAAUAAACCAGAUAGCCUAUAUUCACAAUCAACAAAGAAAUUGGUUCUACAGUAUUAAAUUAAGUCCUUAAAAUGUUCAAGACAUUGGCGCUAUAGAAACUAGUUCUAAUUAGUGUGUCUUACCGGGUAUGACAGUAGGGCACCAUGGGAAUAUCCUUUUGCCUCCCCAGGUAUACAUAGGACUAGGACUUGUAAAGGUUAAUGUUAUUUUUAGCUGCAGUCUCAUUAAGUUUAAGUUUAAGAAUUUUUUGUUUGGGCCACAUCCAUAACUGUCUUGGGCAGCAUGCUGGCCACAGUUGGACACCCCUGCCAUAACAGUAAUGAUAUGAAGAGGAGAUUAUAGCCCUCAGUUUGAUUAUGACUGCUGUCUCAAAAUUUUAAAAAAUUAAAUAUAAUUGCAAAUGAAGCUAUUGUUUUAGAACCAUAGCAAGUAGGCCUAAUGAUAGAUACCCACAAAUUAUAAUAAUUUUUUUUUUGUUGGGAGCAAAAUGGUAACCUUUCCAAUUAUAUAAUGAUCAUUCAUUUAAAAUCACAUUGUAAAUAUCAAUUUAAAAAGUUUUUAAAAAACAUUUAUGCUAGAUUAUACUCUGUGCUAAAAAUCCAGAGGGUAGUAAACAUAUCUCCCCAUUCUUUACAGGAUGCUUGUGACAUCCAUAAAUGGCAUCACACAUAGUAGGGAGGUGGGGGAGGGUCACACAUUUAUAAGUAAUAUAAGGAUGUGGUCAAUUGUGUGACAAACUUGUGAAGAUGGAUGGGGGUAGUCCAUAAUCUUCAAAAAUAGCAUGACAUCAUUUAUAGGUGACCCCAUAGGUCAUUAAAUCGAGGAUCUUUCUUCAUUUUGCUCAUCUCAUUCUGUCACUCUUUCAUUACUCUCCAAUAGCUCCAUAAGGAAAACAGAUAGUUAAAUGUCUUUUAUCUAAUGUGAUGACAGACAUUUUGAGUGGACAAUAGUUGGAUCCUCUGUCAUCAAUCAUAAGUCCCUUCAUUUAUAUUCUGAAAAUAUGGAAAGAAUGCUAUCCAAACUUUAUUCAUCAUGAGAUUUAAGAGCUAUUAGUAUAUUAAUUUGUUUUAAAUUUAAAAUAGUUUUUCCUAUAUAAUACACCACUUAAAAAAUGGUCAUUUUAAUACCAAGAUUUAUAAAGAGUUUGAACAUUCUUAUAACUUAAAUUUCCAAGGAUUCACCAAUAACAAACUAUGGCAGUCCACCACCAUAUCAUCCUUGUGUUUUGAAGCAGUGGGUAAAGAAGGUUAUCAGCUUUUCCUCUCAAUACAACAACACAGGGUUUGUAUAUAUUUAGCAAAUUAUCUUUUUUUAUAUACAUGUAAACCACUUCUAAAUAAUAAUCACUCUUCUCUUUUCCAUUUGUAAAUAUUUUUGACAUUGCAAAAUAUAAUUAAAAUAAUAGAAUAUGCAGUGCAUAGGCAUUGGGGAAAAGUAUUUACAUGUAUUCACAUCUUUUCCCUUAUUCUCUGCUUUACAUUAUUUAUUAAAAUUUGUUGUUUUUCACUUGGACUUUGGUUUUUUAAUUGCAAUUCUUUAAAAAUGUGAAUGUAUUCAUGGUAAGAAUAGUAGUUUUGCAUACCAGAAUUUAUAUGAUAAAUGCUUUCUAAAUAUACAUAUAUAUAUAUCAUAUGAUUGGCUACUAGACUUGUCCCUACUGUCGUGGUUCAGUAUUUUAUUUUGGCUAAUGGUUACCAUGAAAAGAUAAUGGGGGAGGGAUGGGUGUGUGUGUGGCCUCAAUCAAGCUGUAAACAAAAGAAAUAUUAUUGUUGGUUUUACUCUUUUCACUAUUCUCAUAUGGACAUUAUGUCUGUUGAGAACAAUAAUCUACUACGGUACUAUUAAGUACUAUUCAUGCUAUUUUAUGUAACAGGGCAUUCAAUGACUGAGCCCCAUGAUGUACAUAAACCUAGAUAGGUAGGGAUCUGUUGGUGGAAAUAUAAAAAAAUAUUAUAAUUAUAUUUCUCUACUAACUUUAGCUUUUUAAUUGUAUUCUCUCACCCUUAUUGGUUGAUCAUGAAUGAUGCAAGGCAUUGCAGCCUUAAAUAUUUUUACAACCAACAAAUAAACCAUACAACAUUUUUUUUCAGGUGGAGUGCUGAUCAGGUUGUAGGUUCACCUAAAGUGUAUCCUGAACAUGGAGAUCUUAAUGGUGCUUGGGCUUCUGGAUCUAUUGAUAAGCACCAGUUUAUUGAGGUCUUAAGAUAUGCAGAAAUUAUUUAUUUUUUAAAAAUUGUUUUGUUCAAAGGAAUGAUUAUUUAAUGAAUUAUUUAAAAUUGUUCAAGUUCAAUAAAUUUUCUUUGCCAUUCCAAAUUUUUAUAUCAUCAGCUUGAAUUUGAACAUCCAGUUACACCCUCUGCCAUUAACAUAUAUGAGACUUAUAAUCCUGGUGGUGUUAUUGCCAUAAAAGUACUGAACCUGUACAACAAGUGGGAGUUACUAUGGCAGACUCAUACUCCAGAAGUAUUGUCUUCUAGUCGAAUAUUUUCUCCACCUCUUAAGGUAGGCUAUUAAUUUGAUUUUCAAAUAUCCCCUUUGUAAAUAUUCCUCACGCUCUUGGGAGCCUCUCAAAAUAUUUGGCAAAAUUGUUAAAGUUUUUGUAAGUUUUGAAAUCGUUGUAAAGUAUGGUACAAAAUAACAAAAAUUGUGAAUCCAUUAAGUGUGUGAUUAACAUAUCUUUCCAAAUUUAUUAGAAUUAAGUGAUCCUAAUUAAAGCUAAAAUAAGCAACUACUGGUACAUAUACAUUUUUAAAAACUGAUUAAACUCCCAAAGUGUAUCCUAAGAAAAACUUUUUAAAAAUAUUCCAAAUUUAAUAUCUGCAAGAAAACAAUGACCUAGAUAAUAAAUUUGCCUUGGCUUUAAGAGUAACUGGACAAUUACUAUAAAUACCUUUUUAUGUUGCCAUAUAAUUUUUCUCUUUAUUUAAAGCUUAUUUUUCAUAUACCGGUAUUCAAUCUUAUUUUAUAUACCGGUACCAGUAAUUAGUUAGAGAAAAAUGAUAUGUUAAGAUUUGGUGAUUAAUUAAUUGUAAACAUAUCAUCAUAUUGAUCAGGAAGUAAUAUUCUCUACAAAUCGAAUACGGCUUGAUGUUGACUGUACAGCUGCAAAUAGUUGGUGUGAAAUAGAUGCUGUUGAGCUGGUUGGUUUACAGCAGGGAGCUGGUAAGUCUACAUUGAUUCUUGAAUAUGAAAACUAAAUAUCCCAAUAAAAAUCUCAGAAAUCUUUGUCAAAAUUAAAAGUUUUUUAUCAGUGGAUCUAGUUACAGGUACCGGUAUAUUACAUUUGUUGGUAUAGUUCAGCUGUUUCAAAACCUUUUCACUUAUCUAUGCAAUAGAAUUGUUAUUAAAUUUCAGCAGCAGUUUAAAUAUAAAUAUAUAAACAAGCGGAGCCAUUAUUAUAUUAAUAUUAUAUUAUAUGGAUGAUAUUUUUUCUAACUUUUUGAAAAAAUGUCCACAAAUGACAAAUGCAAUUUUAUUCAUUGAUAUAAAAUCUUGAAAACUUGUCUACAGACUUGAAAAUGGUUGGUCAAGCUUAUUUAAAUAGAACAAAAGACUAAAACUUUUUCUAACUACAUACAAAAUUACUGAAAGACAUUCAAGGGAGAGAGCAGUGAUGAAAUUUUUUUCUAAUAUUUAUAUUGAAUACCGGUACCGUACAUAAUUUUCAUCUUUCUUUGCACUUAUACUUUAAGUCAAUUCCUCAUAAUUAAUCAAAUUGCUCACAUGGAUAUCAGCCUAUUUCUUUGUUUUUUCAGUAGCACCUGUUGAUGAUGUGGCAUUUAUUGAAGAAAUGAAAAGUUUAAUAAAUAAUACAGACUUUAGUGAUGUUAAAUUGCUGAUUAACAAUGAACCUUUGCAUGCACACAGAGGAAUCCUGGCAGCUCGAUCAUCUUUUUUCAAAAAUUUGUUUAGGUCUAACCAGGGAAGCACUGUAAGUUAUUUGUGGUUUAAAUUCAUCCGAAAGUUCACAUUAAAUUCUUGUUUUUAAAUGUUUAGAUUGAAGCAUGAAAACUGUUAUCAUUCUAUAUUUUUCUGAUUAUGAUUUUUGAAGAAUUUAUCUAAAAAUGAAAUCAGACUCAAUCAUCCUUAAAUUUAAAAUUCAUGCUGAAAUAUACCGUAUUAUGAUUACGUGGUACCGGUACAAAAAAUAUUUUGGACUAAAAUUAUUUUUAACUACUUCUUGUUGCUAAAUUAAUACUAACAAUAUGUACCGGUAUAAAUAAAACAAUAUAGGUUAAGCUUUAAUACCGGUAAUGAUUAUACAGAAUACAUAUUCAAACAUUUCGGCAAAUGCCUUCAUCAGCAAGAACGAAAAUUCAUAUCAUAUAAGUAUCAGUAUAAAUCAAAUUAACAUUAUAAUAUGACUAUUCCAUGAUGGUAUGCAGGCUAGAGUUCGGGAUAAUGGAGAGACGUCUAAACCAUUCACUGUAACAAACGGUGUGAAACAAGGCUGUGUACUUGACCAGUAAAAUAUUAAAAUUAAUGUAUUGUCAAGUUAAAAGACCUAGCGAAAAAGAUUUGUUGUUUUUCUUCUUUCCCUUGUAUUAUUUGCAGUUGGAUCUGGAGCUGUCUAUAUCCUAUGAAGAGCUUUUUGCUGUCAUGACAUUCAUAUACACUAAUCGUGUACCCCAGGACUGCCCAUAUCAUACCCUAAUUACUCUUUAUGAAGGUAUUAAUGACAUAAAUAUCUAUCCUACAGAUAUAUUUUGGACACAAUUUAUAUUUUAGAACAGCAGACAACUUUUCUUAUUUCAAUCCUAUUAUUUAACUAAAGAUUAGUCAUUAAAUGCACUGCUUCUAUCAGGAACAUAUAAUUUACAAAAAAAUUUUGUCCAGAACUAAAUUUAAAUGUCAGUGAAAUUGCUAGCUAAAUGCAACAAUAAAAAAGGCACAAAAAUAUACGGUACAACUUAAAAACUCUAAUAAAUGAUAACUCAAAUCCUUUACUUCCUUUCUAUUCAUAGCCUUCAUCGUGAUUUUAUUGUACAUUUGAUGAAUAUAAAUUAAUAAUAUAGGCUAUUAUUAACUUAAAAUACUUUAGGCAAACUUUAAAAAAAAAAUAGAUGGCAAUGAAAAGUACAUAUUGAGAAUAAAAAAUUUCAUUCAUUUCAGUUUCUUCAGUUUUUGAGCUUCCUGAGUUGAAAACAGCUGCAAUGCAUCGCAUUAUUUCACUAUUAAAUUGUGAAAAUGUUAUCGAUGUCUUUCUAAGAGUAAAAGAUAACGAAAAGCAAGGUAUAAUUUUUUUUAAGUAUGGUACUAUCGUGCAAUAAGUAUUUAUACAAAUUUAAAGAUUUAAUAAUUUUAUUUCUGCAUUUUCGGGAAAACAUUAUUUAUUAGUUACUAUAGACUUUCUUUGUGGGCACCAUGAGCAUUCAUUAAUAAUUUCCCCAAAGAAUACUUAUUUGCUAUCAAUUUUGUUAUAUGAAGUUCAUGCCUGCUUUGAGAAUGUACAGGUAGGACCCCAUCCUAGAUUUCAUGUUUUCAAUAGAAAAAUUUAGGUUCAAUAAAAUAUCACAAACUAGAAAAAAAAGCAUUUUUAAUUAUCAUGACAUUCUCAUGUUUUGCAAGUUCAUCAAAGAAAAUUGAUUAUUGAAAUUUCAUCAUAGGAAAAUUCAUAUGUAGGAAAGUUCAUAAGUAGGAAAAUGUAUCCGGAUUUAAUUUAUAUUUGUAAAUAGAAUGCCUUUUUAAUAAUAUUUAAAUUUUGCAUCAUUUCCAUAGGGGGUGAAAAGCAAAGAUUAAUAUUGCAUAUGUUACCAUUAUUUUGUCUCUACUAUAGUAGUAUUACCCAUGGAAUUUCUCAAUGGUUAUUCUACCUUCCAUAAGGGUCUUGUUACAAUAUAGCCCAGUAUAGCUUGUUUUUCACUUCAACUUCAACAUAGAGUUUUUUUUUAGCCACCACUUGUCUCAUUAGUAUGGCGUUGGUAUUGACAUCACAGAGUAAAUGUAUUGUGUCACUCCUUCUUUGUCUGCUUCUUUCUUUUUAGGGAAAAUAUUUUCACAUUCAAAUGUGUUCCAGUUCCAUUUAUUCUAAAGAAUGGGAUUAAGUGACGAAAUUUCUAGAAUUUUUGUACCGGUACAAGAAAAUCUCUGUGAUGAAUUUUGCAAUGAAUUUCGUAUGAGAAAUUUUUUGAAAACCCACUCUCAUAAUAUGUUUUAUAUGAAAUGCUCAGAUCCUUUCUGUUUAUUCUUCAGGCCAGUGUGCCCAGUACAUAGUGUGUGUAUAUCUUCUUUGGCUUGUGUUUCUUUUCAAUUUUUUACUUUUAUAUUGUAGAACAAAUAAUUCAUCUUAGCUCCUUUACCAAUGCUAUAUGUUAUGUUCUUCCAGGUGAAGUUAAAAGUAUUUGUAUGCAGUUUAUGGCAAGUCAUUUGAAAGAAAUGUCCCGUAAUCCAGCCUUUGAGACCCUUCCACCAAAUGUCAUUGUAAAAGUUGUACAAGAAGCCACAAUGAAUCUUAGCCUGGACUGAAAUUAAAGAUUUACUUCAUCAUCUUCAUCAGUCCCAUGUAAAAUACUUAAUGCAUUAUCCAUUUCAGUUGUAUUUUGAUAAAUAUGUCAUGUAUGAACAUGAACAAAUAAGUAGUUUUAUAGAUUUAAUAACAACAAAUUACAAGCUUAAGAAAUGAAGAAAUUGAACAACAAAAUUUAUACCAGUCUUGACUGGUCAUUUUUUUGAAUGCUGUAUUAAUCCAUGUUAUAUCAAGCUGUGCUUUAUUCACACAGUAUUAUAAAUGUUAAUAAGUACAAAAUGCUUUAUUUUAUGGUUACACUAGAUUUAAAAGUACAAAAAUGAGUUACAGAUUACUCAAAUUAUGGAUGAUUUUUUAAUAAUUUAAUUUUAAAUCCUUUGUUUCACACAAAAUAAGCUAAGUGGCUCCUUCUGAUUUUUUAUUAUAAUUUAUGAAAACUUAUUUUAUUUUAAUUAAGCUUUUGGAUUAAAAUCAAUGAUUUUAAAUGUCUGUUACGUAACUUUGAUUACUACUAGAGUUACAUUAUUUUUAAGGCCCCCAGUGCAGUGUCAGGUUAACUUGUAUUACUGCUAGGGGUAUGAUUAAGUCUCCUAAUUAAAUAUUCUAUACUAUACUAUCACCACACUCACCCUAACAUUCAAUGGCACUCUCUCACUUCGAUUAAAAUACUAUCAAUGACUAUAAGAACACAUGUGUUUCAGCCCACGAAUAAUAAAUAUUUAAUUGCAAGAAACAAAAGAACUAAAUGCAUACAUGUUAUUACAUAUAAUAGGCUUAUAAACAUAAAAAGAACAACUAGGUUUACUGUCUAAUACUAAUACUAAUUGCAAUGUACUAAGUUACGACUGACUGGUCAUCUUGUCCUCAGGUAAGACCCAAAUCACACACACACACAGCUGGACGGUAGUCUGUCUGUUUGCCCCCUCUCUCACUGGUCACUGCGCGGUCUGGGACGUAAUAGGUGUAGACUCUAACGGUGGGCACACACGGCCUGUGCUUCUGGCGGAAGUCUAGGGUUAUCUCGCGUAAGCCUAAUCUACACUUGAAUUCUUUAUAGAGGAUGUCAGCGUUAGUCUCGUCACUAGCCGACUGACUCCAACUCAACUCAACUGGUUUACAUAGACUCGACUCAUCUUUACUCAUCUAUACUAUACUGUAUACUGGCUAGAAUUAAGAAUAAUGAAUACAAGACAUGACUAAGAGAUUCGAAUCCCAUCAUCCAUCAUUAUAAGCUAGCUAACAAUACUAACAUUUCUUAAUCAAAUCUUACACAUGAAAAUUAAAGACAACUAACCGAGCCAAUUAAUGAAAAAUACUUUUGCACACUAAUCUAGCUAGCCAGGUUCUGCUGCCAAAUUACAAGUACAAAAGGCGGGUAGCGUCGUGCGCUCCCUUUUAUACUGUAUCGGUAGCGUCAGCGUGGGUACGCCUUGACCAGAACUCUCACUGUUUCAGGUUGUUCACGGUCAAGGUGACCAGGUUAAUUUCCAUUGUUAGUAAUGUCAGGCCCAGCCUAAUUGUGCAAUCUCACGUGUGGUAAGGAUGGAGAGAGUGUGAACCAGUGGGUCUCAAAAAGGUGAGAACCAGCGGGUCUCAACAAUGCCAAAUAUUAUUAUUGCAUGUCAGCACAGCUGCAAU
Messenger RNA from Lymnaea stagnalis (great pond snail), 9121 nucleotides. NCBI's taxonomy places the organism in Eukaryota, Metazoa, Mollusca, Gastropoda, Lymnaeidae. The record is from the annotation of a GenBank genome assembly.